AUGUCUGCCAGUGCUGGUGCAUCCCAAUCAUCUCGCUCCACGGUUUCUGCAGGAGGUACUAGUGACACUGCUUCCGUGGGAGGCACGAAUACCACUUCCUCCUCUACUUCGAGUAGUGAUGCGAGUGGCACGUUGAGUGCAUCCGAGCACUCAUCGUCGCUCUCUCACCAAGGCUCAGCCUUACUUGCAGACACUGGAUCUGCCGAUAAUACACAAACGACUCAACUGCCUGUCGGCCAAGAAGUGGUUGAGAACCCCAUCGGCAGGUUCUUGUCCGAUACAGACAGCCCAUUCGCUAUGUUUCGCGACGCCAACGGCGAUCCUGUCACUGUUGGACGUGCUGGACCAUCCAUGGCACAGACCAUAGACAGUAUCCUCAACCCUCCCGAGUAG
Messenger RNA from Clonostachys solani, 393 nucleotides. The record is from the annotation of a GenBank genome assembly. Lineage: Eukaryota; Fungi; Ascomycota; Sordariomycetes; Hypocreales; Bionectriaceae.